This is a messenger RNA of Daphnia pulex (common water flea), 1987 nucleotides long. Its product is annotated as acidic mammalian chitinase-like. Gene Ontology annotation, biological process: chitin catabolic process; carbohydrate metabolic process. Gene Ontology annotation, molecular function: chitinase activity; chitin binding. The transcript has 13 exons. NCBI's taxonomy places the organism in Eukaryota, Metazoa, Arthropoda, Branchiopoda, Diplostraca, Daphniidae. Gene Ontology annotation, cellular component: extracellular region. The record is from RefSeq and is a predicted model, not a curated record. The coding region runs from base 170 to 1870 and encodes 566 amino acids.
UGAAAGAGGCAAUAAUCUUGAAAUUUCACGGGAAUAAAAAGGGCAUUAUUUGUGCCGUUACACACAGUCGUCAAUUUGAAAUCACGUGGAUAAGAAAUCCCUUCACAACAGACCGACAGAAUUUUUUCGUUAUACUUUGUCGAGUGGAUAGGCUGAUUUUACUAGAAAAAUGAAGGUAGUAGGCUUAUUAGCGUGCUGCGUAUUUGCAGUUGCUAUUCACUUUUCGAAUGGCGCUGCAGUUGAACCUAAAGCUGGAGGAAAGAGCAUGGUGUGCUAUUACGGAAGCUGGGCGGUCUAUCGGCCGGGAAACGGCAAGUUUGACGUUGAGCAAAUUGACCCGUUCCUCUGCACGCAUAUCAUCUACGGAUUCACUGGACUUGGUACCGAUAACACUAUGAUACCUUUGGAUCCUUGGAACGAUCUCUACGACAACUGGGGCAAAGGAGCUUUCCUAAGAUUCACCGGGUUGAAACAACAAAACCCGAAUUUGAAAGCCCUGAUAGCCAUUGGAGGAUGGAACGAAGGAUCAGAAAAAUACUCAAGAAUGGUGUCUGACCCCGCAAAAAGAGCUACAUUUGUUAACUCGGUGGUUAAUUUCAUUAAGAAAUAUAACUUUGAUGGCUUGGAUUUUGACUGGGAAUACCCUGCAAAUAGAGGCGGUCUUCCUUCGGACAAGCAAAAUUAUAUCAGUAUGAUUCGCGAAUUGAAAAAUGCAUUCACGCCAUACGGUUGGUUGCUUACAGCUGCUGUUUCUCCUGGAAAGUCGACAAUUGAUUCUGCGUAUGAUAUUCCGGCCUUAGCAGGUAUCCUGGAUCAGGUUCAUGUCAUGAAUUAUGAUUACCACGGAAGCUGGGAAACUUAUACUGGAUUGAAUGCGCCUUUGUACGCCAACCCCAACUACGAUCUUACAAUGGAUAACCAAUUUUUGAAUGCGAACUGGACAAUUUAUUACUGGCUUUCAAAUGGAGUACCCCCCUCUAAGAUUAUUAUGGGUAUGCCACUUUACGGUCGCGGAUUCCAGCUAGAUAAUUCAGCUAAAAAUGGUUUCUAUGCAAGCGCUGCUAAUCCUAUCCCGGCUGGACCUUACACACAACAAGCCGGCACAUGGGGAUACAAUGAAAUUUGCGAGAAAUUCAAAGCCGACGGUACUUGGACUGUGGUUAGAGACUCUUGCUAUCAAACGCCAUACGCCUACAAGAACAAUUUAUGGAUUGGCUAUGAUGACGAGCAAUCUUUAAGGAAUAAGGGUAAGUAUAUCGCGGCCAUGAAUCUAGGAGGCGCUCUUACCUGGUCGAUAGAAACUGACGACUUCAGAGGAUACUGUCAUGGAACACCUUUUAUCUUGACAAAAUCGAUUGUUGAGGCCAUGAACGGACCUACAAACCUCAUGCCAACUAACCCUUGUGCAUCAGGUUCCCCACCACCUCCUACACCACCUCCUAUUGAUACUACUACUAAGUCUACUACUAUCCAAAUUACUACUCCUAAUAAAGUUACUACAACUACAACAGCCACUCCUAGUACAACUACUACUAAAAUAAGUACUAACCCGACUCCCACAAUUACCUCGACUCCACCCUCGACUCCUUCUUGCACUUGUGCAAUUCCUACUGGCACUCCAGCUCCCCCAGUAACCACUACGCAGGCAUCAUCAGGUGGAACGACUUCGGAACCUAAUUCCGUUUGUAAGAAAGAAGGUCUGAACGCCGAUCCAAAUGACUGUGGGAUAUUUUACCAAUGCAUAGCCCAAGCAAGUAACGGAUGGCUUGUGUACACCCAGCACUGUGCAGCGGGAACGGUUUUCAAUGCCAAGAUAGACGUUUGCGACUUUCCACAAAAGGUUCCAGGAUGCGAGAACUAUUACGGAUAACAAAACAAAAGACAGAAGACUAUUUCAUCAAUACAUUUUAGGAUUCUAGUAAUGAAGCAAAAAAAUGUGUCACAUUUCCAUUGUUUCAUUGUAGUACAGUAUGUAUUCUAUUCUGCA